Molecule: messenger RNA, 1807 nt
Organism: Eruca vesicaria subsp. sativa (arugula)
Lineage: Eukaryota; Viridiplantae; Streptophyta; Magnoliopsida; Brassicales; Brassicaceae
Source: the annotation of a GenBank genome assembly
GAAAAAAAAUCAUUCGUGGCCUUCAAUUUUUUUCCUUCUUUAUAUCGAAAAGCAUAGGUAAUUAUUCAUCCUACUACUUCAAAACGACGACGUUUAGAAGACGUUUAGUAUGCAAAUUUGCUACUUCUCGUGUCCUUUAGAUUUAAAGAACGAAACAACCACUUGGCACCAAAACUUUCUUUCAUACUGAUUAUUUACAAAACUUCUUGGCGUUGAAGAAGACUAAUAGUUACUGCGUCGUCGAAGAGAUUGUGUAAACCUCCUCUGCUGAUUCUCACUUUCUGCGUGGAUUCAAGAACCUUUUGUGAGAAGUCUUGUGUUUGAUUCGAUGGCUUCUUCAGAAGUCAAUACUUCUUCAGUAUCUACUCAUGGUGGCGAUGAUACAUUCCCACAAGUAAACGAUAUGGGUGAAGAAGGCGAUUUCCAAGCUCCUGCGAAUGCUAACUUGGCUCUGCUUCAAUCUAGCGCCAAGAAUACACCGAAACCUCCUCCUCUUCCUUGUCUAACCUACCAUCGUUUCCAUGCUUCUACAAGGAAACCUCUGAGCUCAUCAUCACGCCUUGUGCCUAAAGAAACAGUAGAAACUUGGGACAAGCUUUUCCAAGAAGGAAUUGGAGCAGAUACAUACGUUGAAGUCGAUAACAAGUCUCAUUUUCUAGCUCAUUCAUGCGUACUGGCUGCAGCUUCACCUGUUUUGCCGCAACUUCUUUAUCAAUCAAGGGAUAGAAAAGGGAAAGCACACCUCAAAUUCUUUGGAGUUCCUUACGAAGCAGUCUACAUGUUCAUUCGGUUUCUCUACUCUUCAUGCUACGAGGAGGAGGAGAUGAAGAAAUAUGUUCUCUCUUUGCUGGUUCUAUCACACUGCUACUCAGUUCCAUCUCUCAAAAGAGUUUGCGUAGAGGUUCUUGACCAAGGAUGGAUCAACAAGGAGAAUGUCAUCGACGUGCUGCAACUAGCACGAAGCUGUAACGCCACGAGGAUCUCCUUUGUCUGCGUCUCAAUGGUUAUCAAAGACUUAAAGUCUAUAGCUUCAACGGAAGGAUGGAAAGUGAUGACACGUGGUGAUCCUUUGCUAGAGCAAGAGCUUCUUGAAGGAGUGGUGGAAGCAGAUGCUAGGAGGCAAGAGAGAAGGAAGAAGGUGGAGGAGAGGAGAAUGUAUUUGGAUCUUUAUGAAACUAUGGAAGCUCUUGUCCACAUAUAUAGUGAAGGUUGUGGGACGAUAGGGCCUCGAGAUAAGGCACUUAAAGGAAGUGAAGCUGUGUGUAAGUUCCCUGCUUGUAAAGGAGUUGAAGGUGGGCUGAGACAUUUCUUGGGAUGCAAGUCUAGGGCUUCUUGUGCUCAUUGCAAACGGAUGUGGCAGAUUCUUCAGCUUCACUCUUGUCUCUGUGAAAGUUCUGGCUCUUGUGAGGUCCCUCUCUGCAGAAACUUCAAGGAGAAAAUGAAAAAGAUGAGCAAGAGAGAAGAGUCUAAAUGGAGAUUGCUUGCGGCAAACGUUAUUACAGCUAGAAACAGACUUGGGCCAUUCUCUUCACGCUGCUCUGCUUUGAUAUAAGAUAGGUUUUACCGUUUUAGUCUUUUAGAGUCAUUGAAAUGUAAAUAUCUACUACAAGGGAUAGAACAAGGUGCACAAUAGUGGUUUUGGAGCAUUGUCUUAACCAUGUUGUUGGUUACUUUUCUAUAUACAUGAUGAGUCGUGAUCCGUGACAGUAUUGUAAAGAAGUUUUCGCAUCAUCUUACACAUUUUUUGUAUACAGUGUGUUGUUCAUAUUAAAGUAGUAUAUAUAAAAUUGGCAUCAGAAGACUUUAA